Molecule: messenger RNA, 3053 nt
Organism: Hydractinia symbiolongicarpus
Lineage: Eukaryota; Metazoa; Cnidaria; Hydrozoa; Anthoathecata; Hydractiniidae
Product: ADP-ribosylation factor-binding protein GGA1-like
Exons: 17
Coding region: 89-2125 (678 amino acids)
Biological process (GO): intracellular protein transport; vesicle-mediated transport
Cellular component (GO): trans-Golgi network
Molecular function (GO): ubiquitin binding; phosphatidylinositol binding; small GTPase binding
Source: RefSeq, a predicted model, not a curated record
AAAAUAAAGGUAGGCGUCAAAACCAACUUUCCUUCGACGUUCCAAAAAUAGAGAAUGCUACGCAUGCGUCAAAAUAGUUAAUUCCAAAAUGGCAGCUGAGCCGUUGACCCUGGACGACCUAAUAGGCUCAGCAACAGAUAUCAACAACUAUGCUAGCAAUGAUGCUCAAUCGCAUGCAGUGGCUAAUCAAGUUAACAGAGAGAUAGGAGGACCCAAUACUGCAGUGAAGUUACUGAUCCAGCGACUGCAACUACGUCAAGAAGUUGUCACACUACAAGCUUUGAAUGUUGUGGAAUGUUGUGUAAAGAAUUGUGGAGUGAAGUUUCACAAUGAGAUUGGAAAGUAUAAAUUUAUCAACGAACUCAUUAAACUACUUUCACCAAAGUAUGAUGGAGAUAUUACACCACAAAGUAUUAAGGAUAGAGUGACUGAGUUACUAUUCGCAUGGUAUGUCGGUCUACCACAAGAAAAGAAAAUCGCAGAAGCUUAUAAAAUGUUAAAACAGCAAGGAAUCAUCAAAAGAGAUCCUGUUGAUCCAUAUAAAGAGGGUGCACCACAUCCAUCGCGUGAACCUCAAAAUACUGUUUUUGAAGAUGAAGGUAAAUCCGAGCUACUGAAGACUCUACUUACAAGUACGAAUCCCGAAGAUCUUCAUUCUGCAAAUAAAUUAAUAAAAACGAUGGUCAAGGAGGAAGAACAACGGCUAGAGAGAGUCUCAAAGCGUAUUCAAGAUUUGGAAACAGUAUCUAAUAAUGUGAGACUUCUCGAUGAUAUGCUAGCUAAACACUGCAGUGAUGUAACACAAUCGUCUCUUGAGAUAAUGCAUGACUUGUAUGAAAGUUGUUUAAAAAUGCGCCCAGAAUUAUUUCGGCUUGCUAGCAGAAGUGCUGAAGAUAAAGAUGAUUCUAUGGCUGAGAUUUUAUGUGCCAGCGAUGAGUUGACCAGAGUCAUCGAUUUAUACAAAGAAAAAGUAUUGCUACAAAAAUUCGAUGUUAGUGAUCAAAAACCAUACCAUAUUACUCCGACAGAUAACCAAAAUGCGAACACAAGCUCUUUGCUUGAUCUUGGUUUUGAUGCACCGCAACCUACGCCCCCUUCAACUCAAGCAAACAACACAUCCAGUGAGACUAGCCUCUUAGAUGAACAAUUUAAAUUGCUAGGUUUAGAUGUAGCUGACCAACCUGCGUCCCAACCUUCGCAACAAAAUAAUAUGUUUACUCAACUUUCCCAACCACAACAACCACAACAACAACUUAGCUCUGGAAAUUUUCAAAUGCAGCCACCUAUGUCGUCAGUGGGCUAUCCUAAUCAACCGCCGUUUCACCCAAUUGCAACCACCGCUUUACCAACGAACACCCAACCGUUAAUAAGUGCGGCGCGUCCGCCUGUGGCUGACGCAAGUGCCACUCCGCCUAUGUCUGCACCGAAUAAAAACAGCGCCACUGUUCCACAAAGACGGGAUUUAUUAGACUUUGAUGUUUUCAGUGAAUUUAGAUCACCAGAGUUGACCAAGACGAAAAACGGUUCUGAUAAGACGGACGCACCAAGUCAAUCAGCAGUCGAUAAUUUGUUGGACAUCAGUAUUGAAGAUGAAAACAAAAAUAACAACCAAUCACAACCUAGUCAACAAACCCCUGUGUUAACGCAAACUCCUGCACUGGUAUCCAAUGCUCCCCCAGAAGCAGUCAAUCAUCUGGUACAAAAUGCGCAGGAAAAUUAUUUGGUUCCUCUAGAUGCUCUCAAACCAACUGAUCAUCCUCCAAUUCCCAUACACGACAAAGAUAACAUUAAAUCUUUUUUAAACAUUGUUCAAGAUACUCGUCCUGGAGCAAACACUAAUGUUAUUGCCACCAUUCUUUCCACACUUUCUACUCAUACUGUCGCCGUCAAAGAUUUCGCUAUUCAAGUUGCUGUACCAAAGGUAAUGAGAGUGAAGCUUCAACCAGCUACAUCAAACGAACUUGCUCCAUUCAAUCCGAUGCUACCUCCUCAAGGCAUCACGCAGAUCAUGCUCAUCGCUAACCCGGUUAAGGAAAAUGUCCGACUACGCUUCAAGAUUUCUUACGUCAUCAACGGUGUUUCUCAUGUUGAAAGUUCCAGUAUUGACCAACUGCCGAUCAGGUGAUGCUGUUAAAAUUGAAAACUUUAAUAUCGCCUUUUAAUAUUUCAUCAGUUUCAUUCUUCUAAAUGUUUUGUAGUACUUUGAGGGAAGUAAUAAUUUUCGUGAGCUUGACAAAUCCUGAUAUUUCGCGAGAAUUAAAUUUCGCAAAAAAAAAGGAAUUUGAUGACAUUUUUAUCCUUACUUUUAGUUUUUUAAUGGCUUUUUAUGUAGGAGAUUUAAAAAAAAAGUUGAAAUUCACAUAUCUAUUAUAUAAGAGCUACUUAAAUCAGAAAGAAAAAAUUAGUGGAAAUCGUUCUUCAAAAAAGUAAAAUUUGUACAUUUCGCGAAUAUUGAAUUUUUCAAUAAUUUUCGCGAAAUUGACAAAACUAUCGCAAUCUAGGAUAUCCAAUUCCCGCAAAAAUUAAUUCCCUUUAGGUACUAUUUGUUAUUCAAGUGGUGCUUUACUUUAAACUUUAAACCUAAUGUUAAAGACGUUAGUCCUACAUUGCGCAGGAAGUUGUUGAAAGCUACAUCCUUGCACUAAAUAAGAAAAAUUUUCGUUUAAUGUGUUUCUUUCGGCAAGAGGGGUUUCUAACGGUAACUUUUCCACUUACCAGGCUUCCUGUCCUGCAGUGGCAUAUCUGAUUCUUCGUUUCUUUUAUGUUUGUACCUUUUUUUUUGUGCUGUAUUUUUAUCUAUUAGAAUAUACUAUAUGAAUUAGUUUUUUCGCAGAAUUUAGUGUAAUCUUGAUCCUGUUUGUUUUUUGUUCUAUUUAUUUAUAUACCUGUCUUUAAUUCUUAUUGUUUUAUCACGUAAAAGGUGAAUUCGUUUGAGUCACAAGAAGAGUCGAAAAAAAAAAUCUUUCUCGUUGGUACUUACCUGAAGCAUGUUGUAGUUUUUUAGAUUUAAUGAAUUGUAAUUUUCCAAUUAAAUAGAAAAGUUAAAAAUUAAU